Molecule: messenger RNA, 4497 nt
Organism: Kogia breviceps (pygmy sperm whale)
Lineage: Eukaryota; Metazoa; Chordata; Mammalia; Artiodactyla; Physeteridae
Gene: PRP4K
Product: pre-mRNA processing factor kinase PRP4K
Biological process (GO): peptidyl-threonine phosphorylation; peptidyl-serine phosphorylation; mRNA cis splicing, via spliceosome
Molecular function (GO): protein serine/threonine kinase activity; ATP binding
Source: RefSeq, a predicted model, not a curated record
GCAUUUUUAUAUCCGGAUUCUCCGAGCAAUUCUGAGCUCCACGGUUCCCGACGCUGUCGGCACAUGCGCGACGGCCCUGCUCCCUCUUCCUCCUCCUCUAGUGGCUUCCACCGUCCGGGCAGCCACCGCCACCGCCGCCCAGGAGUCAGGAAGUUCAAGAUGGCCGCCGCGGAGGCUCAGUCGCUGCGGGAACAGCCAGAGAUGGAAGAUGCUGAUAAUUCUGAAAAGAGUGUAAAUGAAGAAAAUGGAGAAGUAUCAGAAGACCAAUCUCAAAAUAAGCACAGUCGUCACAAAAAAAAGAAGCAUAAACACAGAAGUAAACAUAAGAAACAUAAACAUUCUUCAGAAGAAGACAAGGAUAAAAAACAUAAACAUAAGCAUAAACAUAAGAAACACAAAAGGAAAGAGGUUAUUGAUGCUUCUGACAAAGAAGGUAUGUCUCCAGCAAAAAGAACUAAACUUGAUGAUUUAGCUUUGCUGGAAGACUUGGAGAAACAGAGGGCCUUGAUUAAAGCUGAACUUGAUAAUGAGUUAAUGGAAGGAAAGGUCCAGUCUGGGAUGGGGCUCAUAUUACAAGGUUAUGAGUCUGGCUCCGAAGAGGAGGGGGAGAUUCAUGAAAAGGCACGAAAUGGAAAUAGGUCUAGUACUAGAUCUUCAAGUACGAAGGGGAAACUUGAACUUACGGACAAUAAAAAUAGUACAAAAAAACGAAGUAAAAGCCGAUCCAAAGAACGGACUAGACAUAGGUCUGAUAAAAAGAAAAGUAAGGGAGGUGUUGAAAUAGUUAAAGAGAAGGCUACGAGGAGCAAGUCAAAGGAGAGGAAAAAGUCCAAGAGUCCCUCCAAAAGAAGUAAGUCUCAAGAUCAAGCGAGAAAGUCAAAGUCUCCCACCCUUAGAAGGCGCUCUCAAGAGAAAAUUGGGAAGGCCAGAUCUCCUGCUGAUGACAAGGUUAAAACAGAAGAUAAAAGUAAGUCAAAAGAUAGGAAAAAAUCCCCAAUUAUAAAUGAAAGUAGAAGUCGUGAUCGAGGCAAAAAAUCUAGAUCCCCAAUUGACUUGAGAGGUAAAUCCAAAGACAGAAGGUCACGGUCCAAAGAGAGAAAAUCGAAACGGUCUGAAACUGAUAAAGAGAAGAAGCCAGUUAAAUCUCCCUCUAAAGAUGCUUCCUCUGGGAAAGAAAAUAGGUCACCUAGUAGAAGACCUGGUCGUAGUCCCAAGAGAAGAAGUUUGUCUCCGAAACAACGUGAUAAGUCAAGAAGAAGUCGAUCUCCACUCUUAAAUGAUAGAAGGUCUAAGCAAAGCAAGUCACCAUCUCGAACUCUGUCUCCUGGUAGGAGAGCCAAGAGCCGAUCCUUGGAAAGAAAGCGCAGGGAUCCUGAACGGAGACGCCUUUCUUCGCCAAGAACACGACCUCGAGAUGAUAUCCUCAGUAGGCGGGAAAGAUCAAAAGAUGCCAGCCCAAUCAGUAGGUGGUCUCCAGCCCGAAGAAGAGCCAGUAGAUCUCCUGUUAGGAGGAGGUCCCGCUCCCCCCUCAGACGGAGCCGAUCUCCCAGAAGAAGAAGCAGGUCUCCUCGAAGAAGGGACAGGGGCCGAAGGAGCAGAUCACGCCUGAGAAGGCGCUCUCGGUCACGGGGUGGUCGUAGACGUAGGAGCAGAAGCAAAGUAAAGGAAGAUAAAUUUAAAGGAAGUCUUUCUGAAGGCAUGAAAGUUGAGCAGGAAUCCUCAUCUGAUGAUAACCUUGAAGACUUUGAUGUUGAGGAGGAAGAUGAAGAAGCCUUGAUAGAACAGAGAAGAAUACAAAGGCAGGCCAUUGUUCAGAAAUACAAAUACCUUGCCGAGGACAGCAACAUGUCCGUGCCGUCUGAGCCCAGCAGCCCCCAGAGCAGCACUCGCACCCGCUCUCCCUCUCCUGAGGACAUUCUGGAAAGGGUAGCUGCCGACGUCAAGGAGUAUGAACGGGAGAAUGUUGAUACGUUUGAGGCGUCAGUCAAAGCCAAGCAUAAUCUCAUGACAGUCGAACAGAAUAAUGGUUCAUCUCAGAAGAAGCUGUUGGCACCCGAUAUGUUUACAGAAUCUGAUGAUAUGUUUGCUGCAUAUUUUGACAGUGCGCGUCUGCGGGCUGCUGGCAUCGGAAAAGAUUUCAAAGAGAAUCCCAACCUCAGGGAUAACUGGACUGAUGCAGAAGGCUAUUAUCGUGUGAACAUAGGUGAAGUCCUGGAUAAGCGUUAUAACGUGUAUGGCUACACGGGUCAAGGCGUGUUCAGUAACGUGGUCCGAGCCAGGGAUAAUGCGAGGGCCAACCAGGAGGUGGCCGUGAAGAUCAUUAGGAACAACGAGCUCAUGCAAAAAACUGGUUUAAAAGAAUUAGAAUUCUUGAAAAAACUGAACGAUGCUGAUCCUGAUGACAAAUUUCAUUGUUUGCGACUCUUCAGACACUUUUAUCACAAACAGCAUCUCUGCCUCGUGUUUGAGCCUCUGAGUAUGAAUUUACGAGAGGUGUUAAAAAAAUAUGGUAAGGAUGUUGGCCUUCAUAUUAAGGCUGUACGAUCCUAUAGUCAGCAGUUGUUCUUGGCACUAAAACUCCUUAAAAGAUGCAAUAUCCUCCAUGCAGAUAUCAAGCCAGACAAUAUCUUGGUUAAUGAAUCAAAAACUAUUUUAAAGCUCUGCGACUUUGGGUCGGCUUCACAUGUUGCGGAUAACGACAUAACGCCUUACCUUGUCAGUAGAUUUUAUCGCGCUCCUGAAAUCAUUAUAGGUAAAAGCUACGACUACGGUAUAGAUAUGUGGUCCGUAGGCUGCACCUUGUAUGAACUCUAUACUGGAAAGAUUUUAUUUCCUGGCAAAACCAAUAACCAUAUGUUGAAGCUCGCCAUGGAUCUCAAAGGAAAGAUGCCAAAUAAGAUGAUUCGGAAAGGCGUAUUUAAAGACCAACACUUUGAUCAAAACCUCAACUUCAUGUACAUAGAAGUUGAUAAAGUAACAGAGAGGGAGAAAGUUACUGUCCUGAGCACCAUUAACCCAACUAAGGACCUGUUGGCCGACUUGAUCGGGUGCCAGCGGCUCCCUGAGGACCAGCGUAAAAAGGUGCACCAGCUGAAGGACUUGUUGGACCAGAUCCUAAUGUUGGACCCAGCUAAACGGAUUAGCAUCAACCAGGCCCUGCAGCACGCCUUCAUCCAGGAGAAGAUUUAAACGAGAUGAAGAAGCUCCCAGGGUUUGAGUAAAUUAAAUACAAAGACUGAAGAAAUUUCACAGCAGUUUAUUAAUGUAUAUAAACUUAUAAAUAUUUCUCCAGCAAAUUUGAGGAAGCAUGAUAUAUUUGAAUUAACACCAAGGGUGAUAUUUCUUUUAGAAAUGUUAGUUAAUCUGUUUUGUGUCUUAUGUGAAAUUUCACUGUAGAAAUGUCUUAAUCGCCAAGACUGCACAGAAUUACAGUGCUAAUGUAAAUGGUUGCAGUUCACAGAAAAGACAAAAAGAGCAUCUGUUAUAAAAUGAGUAGUAAUAUGGGUGGUUGAUUUAUUUUUAGCAAACUUGGCUUCAUUUUUGGUCUUCAGGUAAAAUGGCCAGCAUAAAUGCUGUUUAUAUUCACGUUUUCCUAGGUGUGUGUGUGCAGGCCACAGCAGCAUGCCCUGGGUGUAGUCAGUGCCGAAAGGGGUCUGUUCCUUCUUGAGCCUGCCUGCAGGGAUGGUCUCCUCUUUUAAAGCAGGUUGUGUACAACAUUCAGUACACUGAAGGUAAGCUAAACCAUCAACAUCACUGGUGUUUUAAGAUGUUAUUUUAUUGAAACAAUUGACAAACGAGGGAUAUUAGCUUUGUGGCAGAAUCCCCUGCAUGUGUGAUAACUGAUCUUGUUUUAUUUUUUGGCAUUGCAACUGUGGCAUAGUUACGAUUUCUGUUCUGUUCAUCACAUCCAAAAGUUUGAAGAGUGUGCGCUUGAUGGAUGGAGCGCCUUCAGUGUACUGUUUCUUAUUAACUUUAAUUUUUUUUAAAUCAACUUGCUAUAGACUUUAUAUACAUUUUGUUAAAUACAGUUCCUAGUGACAUAGAAACAAUGCGUAGUUUUCAGUUACUAAUAGCAAAAUGUUGAGGCCUAAUUCUGGGAGUCCUCAUAUUUAAAAGUUAGAUAGACAACAUAAUGAAAUUUUUAACUAUUUGUAUGUCAUUUUGAAAGUGUACUGCUUUAUGGUAAAAGUGUUUUUCAUUUGUUCAUUGUUUUCAUUAUUUGUGAUCAUGUUGUCUUUCAAUACAGGCAUAAACCUUCCACUCUUGAACAAAGCAGCUGCUUUUUAAAAGCGGUAAUUGCUUCUUUACCUUUUAUUUCUUUUGUAAAUGAAGCUUUUCUUUAAGGAUGUGACUUUAAAGUGUUGUCUAUUGCAUAAAACAGUUGACACUCACUUAUUGUAAAGUGAAGAUUGUUCUGCUGCAUGUGACGUGGGCCAUGCAGGUUUCUGUAUGUUCUCAGUAUGCAUCACUAGGUAAUAAAGUCUUUUGUGAACAAGG